Molecule: messenger RNA, 1896 nt
Organism: Brenthis ino (lesser marbled fritillary)
Lineage: Eukaryota; Metazoa; Arthropoda; Insecta; Lepidoptera; Nymphalidae
Source: the annotation of a GenBank genome assembly
AUGAAGGAACUUUUAACGGUGGUGUCGCUAGUACUAAGCGGGGUGGUCACUCAGCCUCCCGCACCGUACCCACCUAGUGGUUGGAGGCCUAAUGGACCCUCUUUUGAUUUACCGCAGAGACCACAAUCGUUGCCGCCACAAAAACAACAGUAUCUACCACCAGUAGACCCUAGAAGACCGCUUCCUCCCAACAAUUUCGACGAUAACGUGGACCUAUCAGUCCAAGGUCUGCCUAUAGUGGUGGAAAAACAGCCCAUUUUCGAAGUGUCACCAAUCAAUGGACAGCUUUAUAAUGGACCAAGCAUUAAUGCUGACAUUGCAAAAUUAAAUCCAAGCUUUCAACUAGCACAGUAUCAACAGCAGCUAGAAAAAGCACUUCAAUUCGAAAGACAGAGACAGUUUGAAGCGGCACGCGCUAACUAUCCUUCAAACGGGUUACCAAACCAACAACCACCAAAACAAUUCGCUUCACAACCAUCAUCAUCAACAACAACAACCACUCCAAAACCUGAGUUUAAAUCACCGAAACCGGAAACCACAACCGAAUCCGAUUUAAAUGAGGGAGAAACUUUAGAAAACCCUGAAGGCCAAACCGAAAAGGUCUCAGUGGAGGUUUCAAAACAAAACUUGCAAGAAUUCCGCCCAGAACUGUUAUUGAGUCCUCUAAGUCAAUUAAAUGCUCAACCGCAGUUUGUCACUUUAGACCAGUUUGGUCAACUUAAAGCUCCGAUAUAUUAUCAACCAGUACAAGGACAAGGUUUUGAUGGUCCAGCUCACCUGUCUGCGUUACCUUCAGUUCUAGCGCAACGAGAGCUAUUAUCUCAACAACAACAACAACUACAAAACCAAGGCUUCGCUCAAAAUCCCAUUAUCGUACAACAAGACCAAUCUUUAGAACCCAUUAAUCAAUAUCAACCAUUAAUAGCUCAGUAUCAACCAAUACAACCACAGAUUCAAGGUUUCCCUCAAAUACAACCGCAACGUGUUAUUGUCCAACCUCAAGUGGUAAACCAACUACAACCGCAACCGAAUUUAGUUCCACAACAGCCAGAUCAAUACGCACAACAACCAAAUCAAUUCUCGCUACAAGCCGGUCAAUUCCCACAACAACCAAGACAAUUUCCCCAACAGCCAGCACAAUACCCACUGCAGCCCGCACAAUUCCCACAACAGCCUGCACAAUUACCACAACAGCCAUCACAAUAUCCACUGCAACCCGGUCAGUUCCCACAACAGCCAGAUCAGUUCGCGCAACAACCUAACCAAUUCCCGCAACAACCAGGACAAUUCCCACAACAACCAAGCCAAUUCCCACAACAAUCAAAAGACGUGGAAGAAAUCGAACCAAACGACCAACAAGUAGUUUAUCAAAACUAUCAGCCACAAUUCUAUCAACCCACCAAUCAGUACCAAAAUGCUGAACAACCAUUAUUUUUGGCUCAACCAGGAUUGAUUAACCAAAACCAAUUCUAUCAAAAUCCAAUAGUUCAGUAUGAUCCAAACCAAUCUCAACCUCAAGUGUACCAAGACCAAAAUGCUUUACAAAGCGGUUUAGAUAUAGAUCAAGGGAAUGAUCUAGAUCAAGCUGAUGAACAAGAAGAUCUAGAAAAAGAUGAUGAAGGAUCUAAGGCAACAGCAGUAGCUACGGCUUUUGGCGCAAGAACCCAACCCCGUGUGUUUGCACAAUACGGUGCGCCCAUACCUAAAGUGCAAGCAAAUCCGGAAUACCCUACUACUGUAGCACCUCAAGAAUCUGAAAGUGACGAUGGGCCAGCCAUAGCACAAGCGACUGCUGUAGCGACUGGUCGUAGAAAUGCUAAAUUAAGAAGUCGUCGCGUCCGUCCUAUCUUUACUUUAGAUAGAUCAGGUCACUUAGUACUGGCACAACAACAACAA